AUGACUGAAGUCGUCGUCAAUGGCUCCGGCUCUGCCUCCGCCCCUCUCGAUUUCACUGCUACGAGAACAGCCUUGACUUCGUCCUCCACCUCCGUUAGGAUAGCUCAUCUGCGCAUUGUUGAGGACCGAAUCUCUAAUACAGAUGCUGACCCGACUUGGGUUCGCAAGAUUAUUCAGCUCCUCUUCUGGACACAUGCUUUCUACACCGACCGUCCCUCGCGACUUGCCGCACAGAAAUGUCUCUCUGCCAUUCUCUCCAAGGGCCUUGACCCCGACGUACUCUCCGCCUUUGUAUCCGCCCUACGCGCGGAGUCUCAGAAGCCCGGUAUCGCCGCGAGCAAUGCAUUCGUUCUAGUGGAAUGGUGCAGCCUGCUCAUGCAGCACCUUGCGAAGACGUCCGAGUGGGAUAAGUUGGCUUCGCAAAUUCUGCUGAGUGAUGCUGAGGCCUUGGACAAGUGCCUCCAACCUGCCGCCAAAGGCGGCAUGGCCCAUUCUGCAAUCAUUGUCACUCGGAGAGGCUUGCGCGCACUCUUCUCUUCCCACCAGGACCCUCAGAAAGCCUUAAAGGACGCCAUCCAGUUCCUUACAGCCAAGGCCUCACAGCCUUCCGCAAAGAAUGCACCGCUGCUCGGCAUUAUCGCUGGUGUAAGUUCCAGGAUCCCUGCCGUUAAGCAGGUUCUCGAGGCUCAAAAGUCGCAAUACUUCACCUUCUACACCAGAGAAAUCAUUGGCUCGCGCACAGCCGUCCCUGGACAUAUCGCAUCCGGCCUUCAUGACUUCUUCCUUGAUUUUGUUACGCUCGAAGACUUCGCCAAGGACGUAAUUCCAUCCCUGGAAAAGGGGUUGUUGCGCGCUCCAGAAAUCGUGUUAAGCGAUGUCAUCAUACCUUUGAUUCACGGGCUUCCAAAGGACUACGAUUUAUCACAUAUUUUGCUGGGAAAUCUGCUGAAGCCGAUUCUGUCCAACGUUAAAUCCAGCAAUGUCAACACCCGCAGUGGAGCCGUCAAGGCCUUCGGCGCACUGGCUGCCAGAAGCCAGGAUGAAAAGGCUUUGGAGAAGAUUUCGGAGGAGAUUGUUGCUCCUGUAAAGGGCGGCAAGUUGGCUUCAGCGGACCACAGAAUUCUCCACUGCGAAAUGCUCGAAGCCGUUCCGCUCUCCAAAAUCACUGCUGACAAGAUCGCAACUGCAUUGGCGGCUGUCUCAGCCAAAGAAGGAAAUGAGGCUGCACUCACAAUCGAGACAUCGGCUCUUGCAAGAUCUGCCGGAUACCUACUUCAGAAUGACACCGAGGUUGCGAAGCCGAUCAUAGAUGCAUGCAUCAAGGGCGUCUCUGACAAGAAGUUUACUUCUCGCCGCAUCUGGCUCUUGCGAGUUGGUGAGAUCUUUAACGCUUCCAAGACUUCGGACGGUCUAUCGCCGGCCACUGUGAAGUUCGCCGAGGCUGUCCUGCCAAAGCUGCUGGACACUUACAAUGAGGUCGCUGCCAACCCCCUCAUCGCUGCCCAGAACAGUCUGACGGUUGGCGCAUAUAUUGUCACCACACUCACCUCGUGGUCUCAUCAGAGCAAUGUGUCUGCGGCUGUCAAGUCGUCACUGUCGAAAGUCUCUGUCACCAACCAAGGCCUUGUACUGGAGCCCAAGCCAUCUUUUCUACUAAAUCCUCGUAUCUAUGGUAAGAUUACUGUUGAAGAUGAGCUGAUAUGGUUUUCCCGUGCUCUUUCGGCUGCCGCGGAGCAUUUGACUGAAAAUACUCUCAAGACCGUCUCUACUGCUUGGGCAGAGGCCUUCAUCUUCGUCAUCUGCGCAUCGGUGGCUACACCAAAGGUCAGACAAGUUGCCACUGACAGUUUGUCGCGUGUCUACGCCAGCCGGCCCCAAUUGGUAUCCCAGGCCAUUGUUCAAGGCAUUUGGCACUGGCUCGAGACAUUACAAACAGGUGACAAGGACAGCGCAGCAGCCCUCUCUAAGACUGACAACACAAAUUUGUCCCUUGUUCUCCGCACAAUAUGCAUGAGCCCAAAGACUUUGACAGAGGACCAACAGGAGGCUGUUCGUUCUUCAGUCGACCAGCAGCUUUGCUCCUUGCUAGUCCUUGCCCGAAAAGAACUUAUUCCGCGCGCCAGCUGGAUUGAGCUCUGCUUACGAGUCGAGAGAGAUCCGGGAGACUUGGCACGCCAGCUUGAGGAUGACUUGGUGAAGGAAAUCAUGGAGAGGACUUCGAUCGAGCAAAAGUCUGAUGUCGUUAAAAAGGCUGCUUGCAACGCUGCCGCAGAACUGGCAUUUGUGGCCCCAGACACCAUGAUCAGCCGUAUCGUACAAAUAAUCCAAAACGACCUGGAACCGGAGGAAUUGCGAAGCAUUGGGCCCGUAGAGGCUGCCAUCUUCCGAACCCCAGAGGGCACAGCUUUCGUGGACGUCUUGGCGAAGAAGGCUCAGACCACUGUGCCCGACAAAAAUAACAAAGACUACGAUAUCCUGAAGUGGGAAGCGGAAUUGAGGGCGCAACUUGCCCAGAAGAAGGGACAGCAAAAGAAGCUUACAGCAGAAGAGACCGCCAAGGUCAAUGCUCAGCUCAAGAAGGAGGCAGGUAUCCGAGAGUCGGUUCGUCAGUUGCAGGCGAGGUUACUUCGUGGUAUCGGUAUCGUAGAAAGUCUUGCAACCGGACCGCCCACCGAGGCCAGCCACUGGAUGGGACCUUCCAUCAAGGCCCUCCUGGACGUUAUUGAUGCAGGCGCUAGUCUCCUCACGGGCGACUCUGCCUCUCUUGCCUAUCUUGCCUGCUCUGAGCGAACUACCAGCCGUCUUGGCCCCAUGAAGCCCUUUGUUGGUAUUGCUACCCUACGUGCUCGUGGUGUUACUUCUUUGCCGGAAGAUUAUAAGCAGGAACCUGUCGAUGAGCUCGUAACCAGAGUAUUAUACCGUCUGCGUUUCGCUGGUGAGCAACGCCCCUUUGACACAGUUUCACUAAUCUACGGACUUUCGUUGGUCUUCACUGUUCUUGAAAGUGGUGGGUUUGGCUCAUCGCCCGACGAUCGAGAUGCACAACUCGUCCUCGCCAUCGAGUUUCUUGCCUUCCAUACAAACAACUGCGAGGACCAGGCGACUCCUCGGGUUCAGAUACUCUCCUCCUUGAUUUCUUCUAUGCAACGUUACACCCAGCACUACAAGAUCGUCAAAGAUUGCUUCGCCGAUGUGUGUCGGUGCAUCGCGCCUAACAUGACCCCGGAGGAGGUUGCGGUACUCGCCAAGGGAUGCAUUGUUCCCCAAGUUAGCGUUAGGACUACGGUGCUGCAAUCAAUCAGCGCAGAAGUGGAUAUGAGCGAGCUCAGCUUUUCUGAUGAGAUCUGGUUGGCCUGCCACGAUGACGUCGAGGAGAACGUUGAUCUUGGUCGCGAAAUCUGGGAGGAAAGCGAAUUUCAAUUGUCUCCCGAGGUUUCGGCAAAAAUGCUGCCUUAUCUGGAAAGCGUCGACGGUCAACUCAGAAGAGCUGCUGCCCGGGCAUUAGCUGAAGCUUGCAGCGUGCAUAAAUCUACUCUCGAGCCGAUCCUGGAGUCUCUGAAAUCCUCGUACAUUGAGCUCGCCAAACCAAGAGUCCCUCAAUUGGAUGAGUACGGCAUGCCAAAGAAGACCAACCUUGCGGACCCUUGGGAAGCAAGACACGGUAUAGCAUCCGCUUUCAAAGAGCUGGCGCCACACAUGGGCCAGCAGCAACUUGAUCCAUUCUUUGAGUUUCUCAUUGAACGAGGUCCCUUGGGUGACCAGGAUGCAAACGUUCGCAGUGAGAUGCUUGAUGCAGCCAUCCGUGCCAUCGAUAUCCAUGGCAAGGGCUUGGUUGACAAACUGAUGAAGGUGUUCGAGCGUACACUUGAAGGUCCGGAUAAGAACACAGAGGCUUCAGACCGUGUCAACGAGGCUGUCAUCAUCAUGUAUGGUGCUCUCGCCCGGCACUUGAAGCCGGGAGACUCGAAGCUCCCGGUUGUCAUCGAACGUUUGCUGGCAACUCUCAGCACGCCCUCAGAAACUGUGCAGUACGCCAUUGCCGAGUGCCUGCCGCCCCUGGUGCAAGCCUAUGGUGAUAAAUCGUCAAAGUAUUUCCAACAGGUUCUCGAAACGCUGCUGACUUCCAAGAAAUACGCCGAGCAACGAGGUGCUGCUUAUGGCUUGGCUGGCCUCGUCCAGGGUCGCGGCAUUUCGUCAUUAAAGGAGCAGCGCAUCAUGAUGACGCUGAGAGGAGCUAUGGAAAAUAAGAAAGAGGUAAACCAACGAGAAGCCGCUCUGCUUGCCUAUGAGCUGCUCUCGACGAUCCUUGGCCGCCUCUUUGAGCCUUAUGUCAUUCAGAUCGUCCCGCAACUACUCACUGGUUUUGGUGAUGGAAAUGCCAACGUUCGCGACUCCUGCUUGGCAGCAGCAAAGGCUUGCUUCGGAAAGCUUAGCUCGUAUGGUGUGAAAAAGAUUUUGCCUACCCUCCUGGAUGGCCUGGAUGAUCAACAAUGGCGUAGUAAGAAGGGAGCUUGCGACUUGCUGGGAGCUAUGGCCUACCUUGACCCUCAUCAGCUUGCUCAAAGUCUCCCUGACAUCAUCCCCCCUCUUACGGGUGUUCUAAACGACAGUCACAAGGAAGUCCGCUCCGCCGCCAAUAAGAGCUUAAAGAGAUUCGGCGAGGUCAUCAACAACCCUGAAAUCAAGAGUCUUGUGGAUAUCCUCCUAAAGGCCCUCAGUGACCCGACUAGGUACACCGAUGAGGCUUUGGAUGCUUUGAUUAAAGUCCAGUUCGUCCAUUAUCUGGAUGCUCCCUCCCUCGCUCUGGUUACAAGAAUCCUACAACGUGGCUUGGGAGACCGUUCCAACACCAAACGUAAGGCUGCUCAAGUUAUUGGCAGUCUUGCGCAUCUUACCGAGCGGAAGGACUUGGUCUCUCACCUACCAAUCCUUGUUGCAGGACUCAAGCUUGCCAUCGUUGAUCCAGUUCCAACUACCCGUGCCACAGCUUCGAGGGCCCUGGGUUCUUUGAUGGAGAAGUUGGGCGAAGAUGCUCUUCCAGAUCUUAUCCCAGGACUCAUGCAGACCCUCAAGGCAGACAACGGUGCAGGCGACCGUCUUGGAUCUGCCCAAGCACUCAGCGAGGUCCUUGCAGGCUUGGGAACCACCAGACUGGAAGAAAUUCUCCCGACCAUUUUGCAGAAUGUCGAGUCAUCGAAACCUGCCGUCCGGGAAGGCUUCAUGUCACUCUUCAUUUUCCUUCCUGUCUGCUUUGGCAACAGUUUCGCCAACUAUUUGGGCAGAAUCAUUCCUCCUAUUCUUUCUGGACUUGCUGAUGAUGUCGAAUCCAUCCGUGAGACUGCCCUUCGGGCUGGUCGUCUACUUGUCAAGAACUUUGCUGUGCGUGCUGUUGAUCUGCUACUUCCAGAGCUUGAGCGCGGCUUGGCCGAUGACAGCUACCGUAUCCGUCUCAGCUCCGUCGAGCUUGUUGGCGAUCUUCUCUUCAACCUUACAGGCAUCAGUGGCAAGGCAGAAGAUGAAGAGGAAGACGAGGAGACCGUCAAGGAGGCCGGAGCCUCGCUGCGUGAAGCGCUUGGAGAAGAAAAGAGAAACAAGAUUCUCUCCGCCCUCUAUGUUUGCCGAUGCGAUACUGCUGGCGCGGUCCGCUCCGCUGCCAUCAGUGUCUGGAAGGCAUUGGUUUCCAGCCCUCGCACUCUCAAGGAGUUGGUACCAACUCUCACUCAACUGAUUAUCCGACGUCUUGGAAGCUCAAACAUGGAGCACAAGGUCAUUGCCAGCAACGCUCUAGGCGAGCUGAUACGCAAGGCAGGAGACGGUGUCUUGUCAACCCUUCUUCCAACUCUCGAGGAGGGCUUGCAGACAUCAACAGACACAGACGCAAAGCAAGGUAUCUGCCUUGCCCUCAAGGAACUCAUCUCAUCGGCGUCCGAGGAGGCUCUAGAGGACCACGAGAAGACGCUUAUCUCUGUGGUCAGGACUGCUCUUACCGACUCGGACGAGGAUGUCAGAGAAGCAGCAGCGGAGGCCUUUGAUUCCCUGCAGCAGAUCCUCGGCAAAAAGGCCGUGGACCAGGUGCUCCCGUUCCUGCUCAAUCUCUUGCGGUCCGAGGAAGACGCCGACAACGCACUGUCAGCGCUGCUCACUCUCCUUACAGAGACCACACGGUCCAAUAUCAUUCUACCGAACCUCAUUCCUACACUUAUUACUCCUCCCAUAUCUGCCUUCAACGCCAAGGCUCUUGCUUCUCUCUCGAGAGUCGCGGGUGCUGCUAUGAACCGUCGGCUGCCAAACAUCAUCAACUCUUUGAUGGACAACAUCAUCAACUGCCAAGACGAGACGUUGAGAGAGGAUCUGCAAAACUCUUUCGACACAGUGAUCCUGUCCAUCGAUGAGUACGAUGGAUUGAACACGGUUAUGAAUGUGUUACUGCAACUCACCAAGCAUGAGGAUCACCGCAGACGUGCCGCUACCACUAAUCACCUCGCCAAAUUUUUCGCCACAGCGGAUGUGGAUUACUCACGUUAUAACCAGGACAUUGUUCGGUCACUGCUUAUCUCCUUUGACGACAGAGAUCCAAGUGUUGUCAAGGGAGCCUGGGCUGCCCUUAGCGAGUUCACCAAGAAGCUCCGAAAGGAGGAGAUGGAGAGCCUUGUCAUCUCUACCAGGCAGGCCCUCCAGCAGGUUGGCGUUUCCGGCGCAAACCUGCCAGGCUUCGAGCUCCCCAAGGGUAUCAACGCCAUUUUGCCAAUUUUCCUGCAGGGUCUGAUGAACGGUACUCCUGAGCAAAGGACGCAGGCUGCUCUUGCUAUUUCCGACAUCGUCGAUCGGACAAGCGAGACUGCCCUUAAACCCUUUGUCACGCAAAUCACGGGUCCCCUCAUUCGUGUCGUUUCCGAGAGAUCCACGGACGUCAAGUCUGCUAUCCUCUUGACCCUUAACAACCUUCUGGAGAAGAUGCCUGCCGCGCUCAAGCCUUUCUUGCCCCAGCUGCAACGCACUUUCGCCAAAUCUCUUGCAGAUACCUCAAGCGAGGUUCUUCGAGCUCGCGCAGCCAAGGCCCUAGGCACACUGAUCAAGUACACGCCACGUAUUGAUCCCCUGAUAGCAGAGCUUGUGACAGGAUCCAAGACGUCGGAUCCGGGGGUCAGGACAGCUAUGCUCAGCGCAUUGUAUGAGGUUAUCAGCAAGGCCGGUGCCAACAUGGGUGAGACCUCCCGGGCUGCCGUCCUGAGUCUCAUCGAUAUGGAAACGGACGAGAGAGACGAUGCAAUGAUCAUCACCAACGCCAAACUUCUCGGGGCUCUGAUUAAGAACGUGCCUGAGGAGGCUGCCAACGGUCUGCUCAAAAAUCGGGUGGUCACCAGUCACUGGAGCCAUUCUUCGGCUCUUGCUUUGAACGCGGUUUUGGUCGAAUCCCCGCAGAGUCUCCUCGAAAGUCCUCUGGCGGAAGACUUGCCCGAUCUCCUUUGCCAGGGCAUGUCAAACAAAAACCCUUAUAUUGCUGACAACCUCAUCCUGGCUACUGGUAAAUACCUGCUUUCAGAGUCAACCAAGACCUUUGACUCGAACAAGAAGAUCUUUGAAGCGCUGGCGACAGUUAUCCAGCCCGGAGGAUCUGUCGAUUCCCGCCGGUUGGCAUUGGUGAUCGUUCGAACUAUGAGCCGCGUUAACAUGGAUAUGGUUCGCCCGCACGUGGCAUUGCUCGCUGGACCCAUCUUUGCCAGUGUCAGAGACCCUGUUAUCCCAGUCAAGUUGGCCGCAGAAGCAGCUUUUGUGGCUCUCUUCAACGUGGCGGACGACGAGAGCAAGGUCUUUGACAAGUUCAUGGACGGCGCAAACCUACCACCAAACUCUAAAAGGAGCAUGCAGGAUUAUUUCAAGCGAGUCACACUGCGACUAGGUGCACAAGUACGAGAGAGAAGAGAAGCAGAGGGCGGUCAGGGCGGUCUAGGGUUGUCGAAUGACGAGGUCGAAGAUGAGAAGGAGAUCUGGAGCGUUGGCAAGGUUGAUGUUGGCGAGGACGUGGUCAAUCUGCGAACUCAGAAGCGCCUCGCCGCGUCGGUUAUCGGCUGCGGUGAGCGCAAGAUCUGGCUCGACCCCAAUGAGGUCAACGAGAUCUCCAACGCCAACUCCCGCCAGACCGUCCGCAAGCUCAUCGCCGAUGGCCUCAUCAUCCGCAAGCCCGUCACCAUGCACUCGAGAUCCCGUGCUCGUGAGCUGAACCUGGCUCGCCGUAUUGGUCGCCACCGUGGCUUCGGUAAGCGCAAGGGUACCGCCGAGGCUCGUAUGCCCAGGUUCGUCAACACCAAUUUCGACGCUUGGCCCGCUGGCCAAGUCCUCUGGAUGCGCCGCCUCCGUGUCCUCCGCCGUCUCCUUGUCAAGUACCGCGCCUCCGGCAAGAUCGACAAGCACCUGUACCACGAGCUCUACCACGCCAGCAAGGGUAACACCUUCAAGCACAAGCGUGCUCUCGUUGAGCACAUUCACCGUGCCAAGGCCGAGAAGGCCCGCGAGAGGGCUCUCAAGGACGAGAUGGACGCCAAGCGUGCGAAGACCAAGGCCGCCCGCGAGCGCAAGCAGGAGAGAGUGGCGGCGAAGCGGAACGCUCUGAUGGGCGAGGGCGAGGAGGAGACCAAAUAG
Colletotrichum truncatum is the source of this 8640-nucleotide messenger RNA. The record is from RefSeq and is a predicted model, not a curated record. NCBI's taxonomy places the organism in Eukaryota, Fungi, Ascomycota, Sordariomycetes, Glomerellales, Glomerellaceae.